CUCACGGCCUCAGUCUCAGUUGUAAACAGAAAGAUUAAGCUGUUAUCGGAAGCUAGGGUUCGAUCGGUAGCACGGGGCGCCGUUGCUGCUAAAUGCUGUAGGCGCUGCGCCAAUUCGCGUUCGAUCUCGACAAUUCAGGAGGGGAAAGACGGUAGGAAAUAAUGGAAAAAGAACUGGUUGAGCUGUACGAGGUGGUGAAAAAGGCUGCCGAUGCGGCUGCCGGUGACGGAGCAGAUGCGGAGGAAGAGAGGUGCCUUGAUGGUUUGAAGCAGUUGAAAAAGUUCCCUGUAAGCUAUAAUGUACUUGUCUCCUCUCAGGUUGGGAAAAGUCUUAGGAAGCUAACAAAACAUCCAAGGGAGAAGAUCAAGACUUUAGCUUCUGAUAUAGUUGAGAUAUGGAAGCAAAUAGUUGUAAAAGAGACAAUGAAAAAUAAGAGUAGUGGAAAUGCUGGAAAUGAGAAAUCUGAAAAGGCUGAACCUGCUAUUGCUAGUCCUGUUGAAGCAAAGAGAUAUCAGAGAUCGAACUCCUCCGCUAAGGUAGAUAAAGUUUCAAAACCAGACUCUGAAAAAGUUGAGAGGACACAUCAUUCUGCUUCAGCAAAAUCUGAGAAGGUAAUCAAACCAGAACGACCCUUGUCAGAGAAGAAGGUUGAGAGUGUUGAUGUUGUGAAGACUGGAAAGAGUAGUGCCAGUGCACAUGUGAGGGUUGAGAAGACAACCAAUGCAGGAAAAUCAAGUUCCUUUGGCGCAAAUCCUGCUCCACCAAAGCUUAAUGCCCUUAUUUAUUGCAAGGAUGCAGAUAGGGAUAAGAUCCGGGAACUCAUCGCACAGGCUUUGUGCAAAGUUAUUGAUGAGGUUGAUGAUGAUCUAAAAGCUGAUGUAAAUGCAUGCGAUCCUAAUAGAAUUGCUGUUCAGGUGGAGACUGCUUUGUAUGAGAAAUGGGGCGGUUCUAAAGGUGCUCAGAAGUUCAAGUAUAGAUCAAUAAUGUUCAAUAUCAAGGAUGGAAACAACCCAGAUUUCCGACGAAAAGUCCUCCUAGGUGAAUUCUCACCCCAAUCUGUUCCCGAAUUGACCCCAGAAGACAUGGCAAGCGACGAAAGGCAAAAGGAAAACGAGAAAAUCAAGGAAAAGGCAUUGUUUAAUAGUGAGCGCGGUGGUCGGGGUGUGGCCAGUACCAAUGCUUUCAAGUGUAAAAAAUGUGGGAAGAAGGAAUGCACCUAUUACCAGUUGCAGACUCGCAGUGCUGAUGAACCAAUGACGACUUUCGUCACCUGUGUGAACUGCGACAAUAGGUGGAGAUUUUAGCUGUGUGGUGUAGUUGGGAGCCAUUUGUGACUUAUUUGUGUUACAUGAUGAGCUCAAUAGGUGCCCUUUCUUAAUGACUUAGCUUUAGUUUUAAUCUUUUUUUCAUUGGAAAUGUUUCUUGUAUGCCUUCAUACCUUGUUGGAGUUUAUUAUUUGUUGUAUGAUCUGACAUUCUUUUCAUUAUGUAGUCCUUUUUUAGUGUUUCA
Messenger RNA from Ipomoea nil (Japanese morning glory), 1509 nucleotides. Its product is annotated as transcription elongation factor TFIIS. The transcript has 3 exons. Gene Ontology annotation, cellular component: nucleus. Gene Ontology annotation, molecular function: zinc ion binding; nucleic acid binding. The record is from RefSeq and is a predicted model, not a curated record. Lineage: Eukaryota; Viridiplantae; Streptophyta; Magnoliopsida; Solanales; Convolvulaceae. Gene Ontology annotation, biological process: transcription elongation by RNA polymerase II; DNA-templated transcription. Bases 162 to 1304 code for a protein of 380 amino acids.